Molecule: messenger RNA, 1872 nt
Organism: Blepharisma stoltei
Lineage: Eukaryota; Ciliophora; Heterotrichea; Heterotrichida; Blepharismidae
Source: the annotation of a GenBank genome assembly
AUGUGCGAAAUUCCAUCUGAGCACUCACCCCAUACUCAUCCUUUUGGGAUCUCAAGUUCAUACUCUACCUAUUACUCUUCUGAUUCAUAUGGCGAAUUCCAGUUUCCCACCUCUCACACACAAUUUAUUGAUCAAGUCACCGAGCCAGUCUCAUUGGAAUUUAAAUCAGAGUCUACAUCUUGUGAUGCAUGUAUGGAUUCUAAUCCAAUUUUACUCCUGGAAUGCACCCUCUGCAAAGUUCGUGUCCAUUCAUCCUGCUAUGGUCUUUUUGAGUAUAUCGAUCCUUGGGUCUGCGAGCGCUGCUUGUGAAAAGUUGUUGGAAAAAAUAUUUUCCCUUGCAAAAUCUGCAAUAUAUCCAAAGGUGCACUUAAGAAAAUGACAAAUGGAGAUUGAGUCCACGUUGGAUGCGUCGAUUGAUGCAAAAGUUUGAAAUUUAAUAAUCACAAAAAAUCUGAAUAUAUACGAAUUAAAGACCAAGAGAGCAAUAAAUGCAUAUUUUGCAAUCAAAACUCAGACUCCUUAAUAAAAUGUGAGGAUUGUGAAGACUGAUUUCAUUUUAAAUGUGGGCAGUUAAAUGGAGUGAAUUUUAUAGAUAAUAGAGCGAGCUGCAAGAAACAUUCUAAGAAAGAUAGUGAAGAGAAAAAAGGAGAAAAAGGAAAGGGAAAGGAAGAAGGAAUCAAGUAUAACAUUGUGGAGAAUUUAGAAGAGGACACACUUAUUGUUGAUGUUGUUAUACCAAAUAAGAAACAAAAGAAAAAAUUGACAAAAAAAAGCACAGAAAAAAAGUCAAAAGAUAAAAAAAUAAAAAUUACGGAAUCAAAUGAUGGAGUGCUUACGUUGCAUAUCAACUCUGAAGAUGUUGAAGAAAAAAAUGAGCCAAAAACUAAAUUUAAAAAUGAACUAAAAAUCGAAGAGAAAAAUGAAGUGAGAAAGCAGAAAACUCAGUCUGAAGGUCCGCUAAUGGUGGACGAUAAGACUGUCAAAGCAGCAGCCCGAAGGCCUCUUUCUCUGAUAAAAAAUAGAGAAGCAGAAUUCAGAAAUCCAUUUGAUGCAGUAUCCUUCAAUCUUGAGUCGGAAAAAAGUAUAAGUAUAAUAGAGCCUGAUUCAAUUAAAGAGGUUCCCGCAAUUCCUCCAUCAAAAGUAAAAUAUGUAGAGCAAAAUAUUUCAAGAUUUUUAAAAACAAAUGAAAAUGAAAAACAGAAUUAUGAGGAAGAUGAAAUUCAAAAUAAAAAUGAUUACGAAUUUGAGAUGGAUAUUGCAAAAGAAGAGGAUUUUGAAUAUGAAGUUGAUUGAAAAGUUGAAGAGGGCACAGAGAUAGCCCAAUAUCAUAACCUGAUUCAAGAAAAGUUGAAAAAAGAAGAUAAUUCAAUGGAUCUCGACAUGAGUGAUGUCCUCGUAUAUGAAUCUAAGGCAGCUGAGGGGAAAAAAUUCAAAGGAAGAAAAGAAAAUACUUCAAAAGAAUAUACUCAAUAUAAAAAAUUGAAAAAGCAUAAAAAAGUCGCCAAAGAAACAAAGAAGAAAUCAGCAAAAAACUCAGAGAAGCCCAAAACAUUGCUUGUUUCUGAACUAAAAAUCGAAGAAACAAACACUGCUCAAAGCACCAGCCAAAGAUCGUCCCAGCCUCAAGAAUUGAUUUCUAAUGAAAUUCUCUCCUUUAAAGAGCCAAUUAAAACAUAUGACCCACUUAAUAUUCAGGGAAAUUUGCAAGAAUUAGAAACCAAACUUAAAAGCUUCCUUCGAAUAAAUGCAGCAAUAACCUUUAAUUCCUAUUCUUUCUCAAACAAUCCAGAGCUUCAAAAAAUCUUUCAAACAUCUGAAAUUUUAUAUGAGCAAAUUCGAUCAUUCGUAAUCGAAAACACUGAAAAAGUUUAG